Molecule: messenger RNA, 3567 nt
Organism: Lytechinus variegatus (green sea urchin)
Lineage: Eukaryota; Metazoa; Echinodermata; Echinoidea; Temnopleuroida; Toxopneustidae
Product: probable G-protein coupled receptor CG31760
Exons: 10
Coding region: 124-1695 (523 amino acids)
Biological process (GO): G protein-coupled receptor signaling pathway
Cellular component (GO): membrane
Molecular function (GO): G protein-coupled receptor activity
Source: RefSeq, a predicted model, not a curated record
UUCACCUACCGGCACGACAAUGAAACCCACGGAGAGCAGACCCAGGAAGACACCAUCAUCGUCCACUACGAGGACGGUCACUGGAGCACACCGUACUUUGACUGUGGUGGUGGUAACAUAUGGAUGAUGACGUAUACCGUCCCCUUUCUGGGCCGCAGACCCAACGGCACGUACUAUUUCAAAGGAACAAGCGGACUCGAUAUCGACCUGCGGGCCAUAGACAUCAAUCAAUGUAUAGAUGACAACCAUACUAAUAUCUCGAAGCAGGAGAACAUCUUUUCAGACACAGAUAAAUGCCACAGAGAGUCACAAACGUGUGUGUUCAUUGAAAACCUUGGGUUCCGUCGUGGCUCAUACCAGUGCGUCUGCAAGAAGGGCUUCUACUUCCCUCACCCGAACGACGGCGAGAACUACUACAACGGCACCAUCCUUGAAGAACAGCAUGACCUGAAGAUCGCCGGACGGGAGAACAUCUACGACCAGCUGAUUUGUAAGCGAUGCGGUGAAGGCUGUGAGGAGUGCACCGAUGACAGGUCCUGUAUAUUCACCUUCAACUGGCCACUUCGGACCACGUUCCUGGUUGUCCAGUGUCUGACUAUAGUCGCCAUGAUACCCCUCUUUAUCUUCACUAUUCAGUUUAGAGACGUCAAGGUCGUGAAAGCAGCUAGUCCAGUUUUACUGAGAAUAAUUCUUAUCGGAGCAGUUUUUCUCUAUUGCCUGGCGCUGGUCGGUUAUGGUGUCCCCACAGUGAUGAGAUGUACUCUAAUGCAAUGGUUCAAAGAAGUAGGAUUUUCAACAUUAUAUGGAGCGCUUUUACUCAAAACAUGGAGGAUAUCCGUUGUAUUCCGGGUUCGUUCGGCGGCGAGAGUCCGGAUAACCGAUAUGGACCUGAUAAAGCGGUUGGGUCUUAUCAUCGCAGUGUCACUCUUUUAUCUAAUAGUCAGAACUGUGGUGUCUGCCCCCACGGUAGAGAUUGGCGAAUCGUUACAUGGCCUAAAGGCAUACCAAUGCUCAUAUGAUUGGUGGGAUUAUGCAGCAAAUAUUGCCGAGCUAGUUUUACUACUUUGGGGUAUCAGGUUGUGUUACGUAGUAAGAAAAGCACCAUCAGAGUUCAACGAGAGUAGAUUCAUAAGUUGGGCGAUCUACAACGAAACACUUCUUUCUCUUUUCCUAUGUGUUGCAACAUUCUUCCUACAAGAUUUGGCCAAUCCAGAUGUCUUAUAUCUUAUUUGGUUCUUCUAUAGUCAGCUUACAACUACUGUAGUCGUAGUUCUUCUUUUUGGUAGUAAGUGCUAUCUUGUAUUACACGGCAAAGGGGAUAAGACGGAUAGCCGUAUGAAAACUGGCACUACUGGUCUUAGACAGAGGACGUGGGAUGCAACUAACUCACUCUCGUCACAAGGCCUCAUGGUGAAGCAUGAAGAAAAACCGCUCAACCAAGUAGAUAUUCAAGAAGAACUCAAGAGACUAUAUACGCAGCUGGAACUCCUGAAAACAAGGAACAUGGUAGUUGGCAACCCUCACCUGACCCGCAAGCUCACCGCUAUGGCCGAAGCGGCCCGAGCCACAGAACAAAUGCUGAUAGACUCGAACGAGCACGAGCUCAGUUGUGCUUCCAACGGAGUGGCCGAGGUGACUUAUACAGUCAACAACGGCAGGACUAAUAGCGCUUCGACUAAAGGAGAUUGGAUUUGAAGACAAUUUGGUGAAAGAGAAAUGACUUUUACCUUCUCCUUUGUGGAAAAAUUCAAAACUCCCAAUUCCGUGUGUUUGUGACUGCGGUUAUGGACUAUGUACACUACAAUUAUGUGUUCCUAGAGGAAGUAUCGAGACAUUUUGAAAAUGAAUGAAAAGCAGAGUUUGGGGCAUCUUAAUUUGUAAGUAAAGAAAGAGUUAUGUCAUCAUUGAGAAAUCGUUAAGAGUCAACCGUUAAAUGGGUCUCAGCUCAGAACCACUAGUCCAGACGUUAAGUAAAAAACAACAUCGGGAUGUAAUGCGACAAGCGACAAGGGGAUAAGUACAUCUGCUGUAGCCAUCUCGUGGAACAUUGUAUCGCUGCGAUUGCAAUAUACUUCACAGUUCCGUUGUUGCAAGCUUUCCAAGACGGAUAAAACUCAACGGACCGACAUGACCGAGGGUCUGUGUUUGAUGUCACAACUACACACAUUUUUAUCAUUCUCUGCAUGCGCUCAGCAUGUUGGUAGAGGUGAUCAUGGUAUUUGGAGCAGAAUUUGUGAUUGGCAGAGAAGAAUCAUAUCUUUAACUGGAAGUAUUAAAAACGAGUUACAUGGUAAAGAUCAUUCUGACGCGCGAGAUUACUUCUGUUGAUAAAACAGUAUCCGAUGCGGUGUGUGUUCGUAAUGUAAUAUCUGGCAUUACUCGAGUUUACAAGCGAACUCGCUCUAUCGUGUCAGAGUGAGUUUCGUUAUGCAUCAUGAGCGAAAAGGAGACAAUGUUUUGUACUAACAUUUUAAUUUUUCAUAAAGAACAUCUAACAUUACAUAUUGCUGACCUCACAAAUAAAAGGGACCUGAAAUAGUGGGGUUGGCCUGAAGUUACAAGUUUCAAAAUCAUGGGGUGGUAAAGCUUAAUAGUCAGCCACCCAAUAACAUCCUGUGUCACCGCUAUGCAUCCCGUAUUUGCACAGAUUUAAAAACAUUCUCGUCACAUGACUGACUCAUAAAAAUUGAUUGCCCUCUUAGGAAAUGAUAUUGAUGAUAUAGGAAUGGAAAAUUUCUAGUAAUGAAAUAUUGUAUGCAGCUGUUGUUAAAGUAGAAUGUGCAUUGAUUGUGUUGCGAGUCCCGUCCAGUGAAACGCAAGGCAGCUAUAGUGCUUGAUUCAUUGUUUUUAGUUUCAUGCUUCAAUGAUUAUUAGAUUAUUGCUACGGCUCGUAGCUUGGAUGUGUGCUGUUUUACUGGAUAUAAGCAACCGAAUAACAGCAGAAAUAUAGAGGGGGAAAGCUCGUCUGAAAGAUGGGAAAGGAGUGGUGAAUGGUGAUGAUAGUGAGAGUCUUGUCACAAGACUCACUAUCAUUGUGCCAGAAAGAAUGAGGAGGCGAUGCAGGGGUCCGCGAGCGCGCGCGUGUGUGUGUGUGUGUUAGUGUGAAAGAGAGGGUGAAAGGUGAAGCUAUGGGUGUGCAUGGGUGGGGGUCUUAAUUUGAUACCGUUAUGUGUUAGUACGGGUGCAUACUGCUUUGUGGGUGAGGGUGUGGGUGUGUAACAAAGAGGGUGAUGCUGAGAAUGUGCGUGCAUGGGUACAUUUACGUCAAGAAAGAAUCAAAGAGGACGAGAGAGGGUGUGAUUGUUUAAGUACAUUUAUAGCUGUGUGUUCUUUCAGGGUGCGUGUUGUGGGUGUGCUGAUGUGUGUGCGUGCCUUUAUUUGUAAAAGUAUGAGCGUGGGUACUGAUGUGAUGGGUGGUCACAAAGAGAGGUGUGUAGAGGGAGAAGAAAAGUGAUGUGUGAAGGUGUGUGGGUGUAUAUGGGAGCGAAAGAGAAAAAAUUUAAAGGACAAGUCUAACCCCCAAAAAGAUUUCUUUGAAUGAGAAGAGAAAAAAUCCAACAAGCAUAA